Oryctolagus cuniculus (rabbit) is the source of this 3046-nucleotide messenger RNA. RefSeq names its product N-acetyltransferase domain containing 1 (gene NATD1). The record is from RefSeq and is a predicted model, not a curated record. Lineage: Eukaryota; Metazoa; Chordata; Mammalia; Lagomorpha; Leporidae.
CCCCGACACACAGACACUCAGACACAGAGACCCCGCGGCCCCGACGCCCCCCGCCGUCUCUUUUUUGUGCGUGUGUGUGGCCGCCGCCCGCGCGCCCCCGGCCGCCCCGCCGCCCCGCCGCCGCCCCGCAGCCGCCCCGCCGCCGCCCGCGCCCGCGGCCCGCGCGCAGAUGGCGCACUCGGCGGCCACCGCCACCGCCGCCGCCGCCGCCGCCGCGCCGCCGGGCGCGCUGGAGCAGGGCUGCCCCAUCCGCGUGGAGCACGACCGGCAGCGCCGCCAGUUCACCGUCCGGCUCAACGGCUGCCAUGACCGGGCUGUCCUGCUCUACGAGUAUGUGGGCAAGCGGAUCGUGGACCUGCAGCACACCGAGGUCCCCGAUGCCUACCGCGGCCGAGGCAUCGCCAAGCACCUGGCCAAGGCUGCCCUGGACUUCGUGGUGGAGGAGAACCUGAAAGCUCACCUCACGUGCUGGUACAUCCAGAAGUACGUCAAGGAGAACCCCCUGCCGCAGUACUUGGAGCGCCUGCAGCCGUGACCGCGCCAGGGGCGGGCACAGACUGAGUUGUCCCUGCGGGGUGGGCGGGGGCGUGCGUCCACGGGCCCCCAGUCAGGCUCCCGGAGGCGGCUGGCUGAGGAUGGGCGACGUGCCUGGGAGCAGGGCCGAGGGGCGUCCAAGGCUCCCAGUGGCCCGCGGACCCCAGCCUGCCGCCAGCGCCGUCGCGCAGGGCCCCACCCCCACCCUCAAUCCCCCACCCUGGGGCGGCCUGGGUCCCGCCUUCUGUGACCACCCCCUCCCCUCGGGGCUGUCUUGUCUGUGCUCGAACCAGGAAGGCAUCCCCUGAAGUCAAAAGGAGCAAUAAGAAACCUCGCGUGCCAACUUCCGAGGGCGGUCACGCCGCGCCCCGGCUGCCACCAGCGCUCACCACCACUCCAUCCCACGCCCACGCCCACCCCCGCCUUCCCAGAAUCCUGUGUCCCAGCAGGUGCCGCGCGGCCAGAGCCAGCGCCCACGGACGCUGUUUAAGAGCCAAGGAGAGCCGGGACUGAGCGCCAGCCCAGGCUCAGCCGCGCACACUCACACACGCACAUGCACGCACGCACACAUGCGAACAUGCGGGACAUGGAGGUCCCCGCCCCCACCGGCCCGUCCACCAGGAGCCAGCUCCAGGGGCUGAGCUCAGGCGGCUGUGGGGCCCAAGGAUACCUUGGGGCUUGGAGGUGGGGCAGGGGGAGAGUGGCCUCGGCCCUCCUAUGGGCAAGGGGGGGCGUUUCUGUUGGUUUUCUCAGGUCCCAGGGUCUCCACCCUUUCUGUACCCAGUGCUGGCGCUGAGACCCCUGCUCUACUUGGUCCCCAUCCCAGCCACGUGUGCACGGGCGCUCUCUCACCAGUCUGAGCAUGCGCACACACGCACAGCGCUACGGACUAGCAGUGGUUGUCGUCCCUAGCCCGUGUCACCCAGGGCUGCAGGAGGCCCGCUCCGCUGUCCCAUGUGCCCUCCCAACCAAGCAGGUCAAGGAGAGAGCAGGCCACGGGCUCGGGAGGGGGUCCCUCGUUGGGAUCACCCCCUGUCCCCCCAACACACACACACACACUGCACAGACUCCCCAAUGCCUGUGGCACAGUGACCUGGCGAGGAGUAGCCAGGAGCCACCUGACCUACACUGUGUCCCCUAACAGGUGACUGUGCUCCAAGUACUUGACCAACGGGCCUUGGGGUCCCGCAGGGGAGACCCUCCCCGCUCCCAUCCACCCCUCAGCCAACAUAUCCUGACGGCCAUGGCUGGCCUGUCCUCUGGUGCUAUCCCAUCCCCUCUGGCGUCCCAGCCUCACCCGCACCCCGCCCCGGCCCGAGACGCCCCAGGAGCCCUCUGGUCACUGGGGGCCAGUACACGGCUGGGACGAGACCCUCGGCAGGGGCAGGGGCACGAGGUUGGACACUGCUCCUCCUCGGCCGGUGGGAACAGGUGAGGACUUGCGUGCCUUUCUACUCAGGACCUGCCGUGGGCCCCGGCUGCUCCCUGCACCUGCUCAUUGCGUGAUGCCUGUCUGGAAGGGGCAUGGCUCGCCACCAACUCCAGGGCCGGAGCUGGGGGAGGGGCGGGCAUGGAGGUCCACGUGCAGGCCCGGUCUCACUCUGACAGCCGUCACCCCACUUUUAACAGCCAGGGAGCUCUGGGGUGUGACCAAGGAGCAGGCGGGCUCGGCAGGUGUCCUGCUGUGGUUCUAUUUAACCUGGAGGGGAAGUGGCCUCGCCUUCCAGGUGAGAGCAUGGGGUGCGGCAGCAUCAGAUCCCAGCCCCCCCCCCACGCCCAUCCCUGGCCCAGCAGCCUGGAGCCGCCACAGGCCAGGUCAGCGCAGGCCCUUGCCUAGGGAUUUUUUUUUUCCCUCCUAGGUAGGGUCAAGGCCACCCUCACUUCUCUCUCCCAGCUGUUCCUGGAGCUGCCAGCUGCUAGGUCUGUUGGACAAAGGAUAAGACUUAGGCUCCGAAGGGGGCGGGGGUGUGAUCACAGGCCUACACAGCUGGAGCGGCCCUGGGGUACAAACCUGCCCCUGCUGUCUCCCCCCCACCCCUUGCCCAUGGCACCCCUGGGCUCCUGUGUUGCAGGGUCUCAGCAUCUAGGUGACAGGUGGCCACAGAAAGCAAUAAACAGAUGCAGGUGCGGGUCCCCUGCUCCCUUGCAAGGCAGCCAUGGGGCUGUGCACGCGAGCAACAGGUGCGUGGCUGGGCUGCACGCAGCGGGACCCCGGAGCGGCUGCCCUCGCUCCCACACCCCUCCCCGCCCCCAUCAGCCCAGGACUCUCAGGCUUGUCCCCGUGCACCCCAAGAGUCUCUGUGCUAUUCUCAGGGUGUCACUCCUUCCAGAUCAGUGCCCAGAAUUCCACACCAGAGAUCCGGCGAGGCUGUGAGUUCUCGCGUUGUGACUGCGGCCCGCGCAGGGUCGGAUGGAGGGUUUUCCGUUUUUUGUUUUUUUUUGUUUUUUUCCAGCUGUAUCCGUCUUAACGUCUGCGAGAUAUUAAAGAGAUUUCUUUCCUGGUUGUCGAGGA